CUGCCUGUCGUAAGAGGCGACUAAAAGGGGUCACACAAGCACAUACACACACGUAUACAGACACACACACACAUACACCGACUAGGACGUUAAAAGUAUGGAACGUAUGGAAGUAAAAGUAUGGAGAAUGUAAGACAAAGAAAAAGAUAAUUCAAAAAAUGCGCGGGGUUUGGGGCUGGCGGUGCUGCCAGCCUAUCCCCGAGGUGCGCGGAUGAUAGCGUUCGUUGGGCAACAUGGGGACAGAUUAGUCCCCAAAAAGCGCUGACCCCUUUAGGGGCGAAAUUAGAUGGAUGGAUGUUUGCACAGGCCUAAGUCGGUCUGUUUUUAUCCUCGGCCGCUUUCUCGUGGCGCGGAACAGAAAUUCACGGGACAUUAAAAUUGUUGAUGAACAUCGAUGGAGCAUCAAUAGGGGGGGUUGUUUCGUUGAAGCGAUGCGAUGGAGAAAAUGAUUCGAUCACGCUGUGAGUUCAUCGAAGCAUUCCUACCAGUCUACAAUAUUCGAGAAAUUUGUCUUAAUAUUCAUGCCGGGAGGUCGUCUCGAUGGGUGAUCUAUCGAUCGAUACAACAGCAAUUGACUACAAAUGUCUACUAGUAAGAUGCUUUCAAGAAUCAUAUUUUUUAUGGCGAAUAGAAAGUAAAGUGAAAUGGAAAAGUUGGUGAUAGCUGGAAUACAAAAAGUGUGAAAUUGUUGCUACUAUGAAUAAUGCUGAAGUCAUUUGUGAGUGGAUAUUUAAAUUACAUAGAACGAGUUUUUUUAAUUGCGAAGCUUAAUUACAAGUUCUUCUGCGUAUCUACAAGGAGAUAUAGUUUAAGAAAGAGAGGUAACUACAGGUAACUGUAAAACGUAUCGUGAGAUAAGGUUACAGUUGUAGGUAUAUUGUUAAAAAAUUCUAACGACAGUUAUUUGUAGGAUAGCCUGCAGUAUAUUCUUGUUCGUAUUGCGAUUAGAUAAACAAGUUUCGCGAGAAAGAUGUACGAAGUAACACGACAGUCUGUAAUCGUAAAACAGAACACGUGUUCAUCAGUGGAAUUCUUAAUCAGUUCAAUUUUUAGAAUCAUUAGCAAUAUUUUAUCAAUGAUUAAUUGUACUAUUUUUUCGAUUAAUGAAUUAUUUACUGACAGGAGAUAACGAGUUUACCGAGUUGGCGGACUUGGGGAUGAUUUUCUUGUUCAAAGUGACUAGUUGUAUAAGUUGUUACAUAUAUGUACAUAAUAUAAAUCAGUGCUUCUAUUUGCAACAAUCUAAUGCAUAGAAUAGUCCAUUGCUCCCUGCACAUUGAACAUGACCGAUCAACAGAUACCAUUUUCCCCUAAUUUGGUCCCUAAAUCAAAUCUAAGUAAACACUUAGCAUACUCCCGUUUCUAAACGAGGAAUUUCCAGCAGUUCGGAGACCGAGAAACCAAUCCGCUCCCAACAGACAACUCGGUUUCGAUUGAGAAGGAAUACUUGUAUACUGUUGCAGCAAUCCACGUUGCCACUGUAACGAAACGAAAUGAAACGAAACGAAACGAAACGAAAGGUGAGGCAAAAUGAAAGAAACGUCUACGCGUCUCACGAUUCGCGCUUCUCUUUCCUCGCGCGGACAAGCUAUUCCUGUUCCUCGAGAUCGUCACGAGGAAGCGUACGAGGUGAUCGACGCAAGCAGAUCCCCGAGACCAGACGAACAAUUACCCCGGUUGUUCUAGGCAAGUGGAGCGAAAUCCACGACCCAUGAACUAGAACCAGCUUCGUUCUUCCGAGACACUCGAUUGGAUCGAUUCGCUGGUGUAAAACCGGCUGGGCGUCGGCGGCUGCUGCCAGCAGAAAGGAAGAAAAAGAAAAAUACGAAAUACGUUGCCGAGGAAGAGAGGGAUAGACCCGACUGGAAAGAGGGAUGAAAGAGCAAAGGAGACCAAGGCUCGAUCUCUCUGAGUGCCUCUGGCCGCUGGCCUCUCCCCUUCCCGCCCACCAACAACCGAUCUCCUUCUUCAGUGCCGGCGCCGCGCGACUUUCCUACAGGUGGACUUACAACCUGCAUCACGAUUUUUUUACCUUCCGCCUUUCCAACGUGACACCGUCCCCCUUUCCGAUAAAUACCUAAGACUACCCCCCGCUACGGAUUCUUACAAGAUUCAACCAAUUUGGUCCUAACGGAUGAAAGAGGGGUGGUGGGUGAACUUAAGUUUACUACAUUUUCUAAGUGAACCCUUCAGGUGUGUAAGUAUAUAAAUGACAAAGAGUUUUGAGAAAAUUUCAAACACAAUGAUGAUGGAGAGAAGUGAUGAUUGGGAUAGUAGAGUCAGAAGGUCGAAAGCGCAUCGAAUUCAAAGGAGAUCGGUGUUUAUCGAUCAAGGGGGCACCAAGCCUUACUAUUACGCACCUGUUCCUCAUACCACGUCCCUACCUAAACCUCCUGCGUUCAACCUGCGCGGCAUCGCGUCGUAGGCACUGGUAGAUAGAGUACCCGUGGAUCUCCCUCCAUCGUACCUGGUCCCUUUUGCUCUACGUCUCUGUUAGCGAUGGAUUCGAACAUUGCCGUGUACCAUUAGAGGAGUUAGAGUUGUGUAAGCAUUCAGGUAACAGUAAAAUGCCAAUACAAAUUCUGUAUAAUUGAAUUUUGUGAAAGUCUAUAACAAGUAGAAUUACUGAUCAUUUUAACUUUGAUCUGAUUAUUCCAGCCGCUAUCUUGUACAUUUCCGGUACUUAUCUAACUUUAUCAUAACAACGUAUUAACACAGUAUCAUUCCCCCAAGUCAUAAAUGGUAAUCCAAUACAAAAUAUGUAUCAUUCGUUCCUGCUAUCUCUUGUUAAAGUAAGAAUUCUAAAUUGCUUUAACUUCUGUUUGCACCACCGGCUCCGAUUUCGAUGCAAAUGAAAUUCAAAUUAUGCCUAAACUAUGCAGACACGUUCCUCGAGGUGUAUGUAUACUGGAAUAAAUUUGCAUUCACAGUCUCUUUCUUUCCAUUUAGGUAAAUUAGAUCCCACGAUUUAUAGCUUCGAUUAAGAAAUUUUCCAUAAAAUCGUUCAUCGAUUCUAUACGCGCGUCAGAAAGAUUGAGGGAACUUGAGAAAAACUUGUUCCGUCGAAGGCAAGGUAUGCAACGGGGUCAGUUCCAUCGCUAGAGGCUGCUCCAGGUUCUUCUGUGUCUCGGUUAGACUGCCAUUGGCCAGUUCCAUCGGACUCCGUUGCACCGUCGUCGUCGCGUUGGCCAGGAGCGAGGCAGUCGGAGUCGGAGUCGGAGCACAGCAUCCAGCAGCAGCGCUACUAGCGGCAGCCAAACGGAAAGACUCCCAGGCAAGUCGUGGUUUGUUACCUGUGUAUCCCCGUGCGUGUGGACCAUGCGUGUGCUUCGGCUGCGUGGGUGUGCGCCGAGGUAGCUUACCUGGCGGCGUCCAACACGCAGUUAACCGCGCGCUGCUUCGUGUCCAUGGUCCAGAAAGAAGGGACGUGCGUCUGUCCCGAAGAUUUCUCUCCAGGAUUCCAUAACACGUUUCGCGACCACAAGUGUUUCAAGAAUACGGUUGGAAUUUCGUGGCUAAAUUCGUGUGUAUCAGCCAACUAAAUACGUGAGGUUCACAACAGUGUGUCGCCAGUGCGAAUCCGUGUAUGUGUGCUUACGUGGGUGACUACCGAUACUUUUCUGAUCCAGCUACGACCAACAGAGUCUCAAGGUUUAACCUAAGGGCUCGAUGUAGCCGAUAUCGGUGUCGCGACGAAUGCUUCCGCCAGUGGUCGCUGGACAGGAUCAUACAUCUCGGACGGAGAUGUGACGGUGGACCACCGAAGGAGAAUAAACGGGAGAUCGGGAACUAUUCUCGGUCGACGUUCCCCUGGUGUCAUCGGUAUGCCGACAGACAUCGUGGCAUCGUCGGCCACGGCCUCGGCCACGAUCUCGGAAGAGACAAGCAGAGGUCGAGAGCUGGGCCUUGGGCCGUCGUCAAGGUCAGCUCCCUCUUCGGCAGGCGCAUCAUCCUCAGGAUCAGCGGCACAGUCGACCGCCAGGGGUUUCGACCCGUCUAGCGCCCUGGCUGCUUAUCACCACCAUCGACAUGGCCUGGUUGCAGGCCUGGGUCAUCCUCAUCAUCGUGAAUCGUCCGCGUUCGUGCCUGUCGUGCCUUCGCGGUUACAUCUGGCGCCCUAUCCAGGGGAGAUGCACCCUCACCUAACUGGACCACCACCUUCCUCAUCGACCGCGUCCAAUCCGGACCAUGAAGUAGGCGCAGAGACUUCUGUCGCCAGAAAAUCAUCGUCCAGUUAUGAAAUCAUGGCUAUGAUGGUUGAUAAGAGGAAGGAAUUGGCUGCUAGAGCUCUUCUCCUUCCUCCACCCCCUCUUUUGGAACCACCACCUGGGUACCCGGUUUUUGCUGGUCCUUUUCCUGGUGGAUCAGCCUUGUACCCUCCUGGUGGUCCUUUGGCGCAUCAGCAUUUGGAUAGGAGACUCCUCAGGGCGCCGGGAAGAGCUUCCAGACCUAAGAAACAGUUUAUUUGUAAAUUUUGUAAUCGACAAUUCACAAAGUCGUAUAAUUUGUUAAUUCACGAAAGGACCCAUACGGAUGAGAGACCAUAUUCCUGCGAUAUCUGUGGCAAAGCCUUCAGAAGACAGGAUCAUCUGCGGGACCAUAGGUACAUCCAUAGCAAAGAGAAGCCCUUUAAGUGCGGCGAAUGCGGUAAAGGGUUCUGCCAGAGCCGCACCCUAGCCGUGCACAAGAUCCUGCACAUGGAAGAGUCUCCACACAAGUGUCCAGUGUGUGCUCGUAGUUUCAAUCAGCGCAGCAACCUGAAAACCCACCUCCUCACCCACACGGACCACAAGCCGUACGAGUGUACCUCUUGCGGCAAGGUGUUUCGCAGGAAUUGCGACCUCAGGAGGCACGCUUUAACCCAUGCAGUGGGCGACGUGCCACCCGAGGCCCUCGAGGAAGCACUCAGGGACGACGACAGUCCCGAAGAGGAUUGUCCAGAAGGUGGAUCCUCGUCUUCCACAUCGGUAUCCACGAAUUCCUCUCUACCAAACGCCUCUGCGAACGCCUCUUAUCCUCAAGGAUCAUCAGGACCACCGCAACCCCCUCCAGCUCCAGCUUCUUCCUCGUCUCUUCCUCAGAGACCUCAACUGCAGAUCAGAAGAGAUCUACUUCCGACUGUGAAGCCGUCUACAGUGACUAGUGGAGGGACUGGUAGCCAUUCGGUCACUCAAAAUCCUCCAGCACCGCUCCCUCCACCUCCGCCAUUAAUCCUGUCCUCGUACAGGCGAAGGAUUGGAUCACCAGGACCGUCUAGAAUGCUUCUGGAACUCCAGGAACGUGAGAGAGAAAGAGAACGAGAACGAGAACGAGAACGAGAACGAGAACGAGAACGAGAACGAGAACGAGAACGAGAAAUAGAACAGAACAGGGAUAGGGAAAGAGAUAGGGAACGAGAAGAAGAAGUGGUUCGACCUCCUAGAGCACCUACUCCACAGCCUCCACCCCCUCCUAGACCCGCACCUGCUAGACAAGGAUUCACUAUAGCGGACAUAAUGCGCCGGUAAAAAGUGAAGCAUGCCAAAUGAUGCUUGCUGUGAAACUGAAGCAGAUACAGAACUUUGUUGAAUAUUCGAAGGUGGUGUCUUUGCUUUUUAUUCAAUUACUUUAGAGAAGUACAGUAUGGGGCUUCUUUAAGGCGAAGAUGGAUAUAUGGGAUAAGGAGGACCUACCCACUUGUUAUAAUACUUGAAAAGUACCACGCAUUGUAAAUAAACUCUACAUGUAAAAUUGUUAAAGAUUUAAAAAGUGAUAGCUCUUAAAGUUCUAACUUGGAAGUUAUUAAUAUUAGCCCCCUUCCCUAAGUUGUCGUUUUCCUUAGAGAAGUCACCCAUGCUCAGAACUGUACAUUUGCUUGAAGGUGGAACAGGCCAAAUGAUAAGAACCGUCGCGUCGCACACCGGUAAAAAUACUGUCACGGCAAUUGUCCAACGAGAUACUUAAUCGAUUUUGGUACACAAUAUUUUUGUCAAAGAUGCAACUGAAUAUUGUUAAUAACCGUUUUGCUUUUGCAAAGAAUACUUAUAAACUGUAUUGUGUCUUUUAUAAAGAAUUCAGGACUUUGUUUUAUUUGUUCAAGUAUCUUCUUGAAAACGAACAAAUAAAAGAUAAACUUACAAUUAGGCUCAAAUAUUGACAAUACUAUAAAUAUUUAGUAUAAAAAAAUAUAUUAUUUCAUAUCUUUUAUACCUAAAAUUAUAUCUAAUAAUAAUGUUGUCUUUAUCAUUGUUGAAAAAAUCGAAUUAAUGCCCUUUGUAUAUAUCAUAAAUAAAAAAUUGUAUAUACAUAUACAUAUAUAUAUAUAUAUAUAUAUAUACUGAAUUAUUGAUUUGCCAGAAAAAAAUUAAAUCACGAGAACUUUACUCUUUAGUAAUGUUUAAUACAACUGAAAAUAAAUUUGAAACUUUUGAAGAGUCAAUUUAUUUUUAUUGUGAUUUCAAUGUGAUCUUUAAAUCGUGACAAUAUUUUUGCUAUCAUGUGAUACGAUUUAAGUCCUGUUUGCAAACAAAACAAAGUCUUAUGAAUAGUUAUACAUAUGUGGCUGUAGUUUACACUGAAUAAGAAAAAGGUGAAGAAGAAAAGAAGAAUUUUGAAGAGUACAACAUGAAAAGGUUGAAAGCGUUAACUUUGACAAAAAAUUUAUUACAUUAGUGUAUUAAGAGAACAAUUGUAUAUAAAAAAAAAAAAAAAAUUAAUUGAAAUUCAGUUAAUAGUGCAAUGCUGAAUUUUAUUUUACAUCUUGUAUAUGAAUGAAAAUCUCGUACUUUUACAUUUACCACUUUAGGUUAAUUGUAAAUCGAACAAAAAUCUAUUUAACAUGCUCCAUACCUAUGGUUAUUAUGCGUUUAUUUCAAUUUUCGUUUAAUUUCAUUUAAAAUUCGUUCACAAUUUAAAUUUUGAUGCUAACUUAAAAUUAUAUUUCUAAUGAGCUACGUAGUUUGGAACCUGUUAAUUAUUUACGUAAUGGCAAGUGAAAGCAAUUGAACGCUUUUGUUAAAUUACAGUUGAAAUAACAUUAACCCCUUGUCAUGUUUCCUUUGUAUCAAUUAUUAAAAUAUUGUACAUAAUUCUUCUUUGACACUUUUAUAAUACAUUGGAUAGCUGCAAUUAAGAUUAAUAUUCAAAAUUUUAAUUUACAAAUUUCUUCAUAUUGUAACGUUAGAAGCUAAAGGGUUAAUGUUCUCUGUAACUGCAAUCUUAUCUAUAAGGUUAACAUAAUGAUGUGUAAAGUUGAAUGUUUGUCCUAAAUUAUUCAGGGUACUUCAUCAGAAGGGUUAUAUAUUUUUAACGUACCUGUUGAAGUAGGAACAAUUCUGGCAAACAUGAAUUUUAUAAUUUUAUAGUUUCACAAAUGAUUUUAUUUAAUUUACCAAAUACUACUUGCUCCACGAUAUAGUAACCCUUCUUCUAAAGCACCCUGUACUAUCAUAGAAGAAAAAGAAAUAGAAUGUUGAAAACGUGCCUUAAUACUAGCGACAAGAAACAACUAUUUACAAAAGAUGGACCGAAAAAUUUUCCAUGUGAAAAAAAAAGGAGGGUGCCAUGAUUAGGGAGACACUAAAAACGACUCCAUUGUCCAAAAGGAUAAAUGGAGGGGAUAAUGCAAAUUCCUUGGCCACAGGAACAACCUGUGCCACCGUUGCCACAGGUAACAGGUGCAAUAGGUGUCGAAGCUACUUCGUUUCGGUGGUACCUGCCUCCUUCUAAAAAUAUUUCUGACCCUAGACAAGCACCAUCCAUUUUUUUCUCCUAUUCUAUUGGAGAAGAUCAUUAGGGGCCCUUUGUAAACCUGCCUUGCACCGUCCAACCGCAGGUUUUUCUUACGCAGGUUUUGAUCCCCUCGGUUUUACUACCGGUCGAAACGAGCUUUCUUUUCGAAUGGAACUGAAGAGAACGAGGGAGAACGUCUGUGAAAUUUUCUUCCAUCUCGCUUCUUUAAUUUCAUCUUGAUCAAAAUCGAACCCUUUAAGUGAAGCCAUAUUUUUUCUGAAGAAAAUUCUUUAUUUCUUUUUUAUUUAGCUAUUUACUAUACUGAAAGCAACAUUUUAUUAGGUGAUUAUGUAAACCAAUCAAAGGGUUAAUUAGCUAACACAAUUAUUUAUGAAUAAGCUGAUGAUGUGACGAUACAGAUGUUUUCGAAACGAAACGUGAUCAAUGAGAAUGAAGAAAGAAUUACAUUGUAGUCUGAAAUUUUAUUUUGAGAUAUACACAUUAAAAUAGGAAUGAAAUUCUCUCUUAUAUGUAUGCGUGCGUGUGUGGUAGAGAAACAAUGAGAGAGUGAAAAAGAGGGAAUUAUGAUACUUUGUACUGUUUUUAAACAUACCUAAUGUAUAGUGAUAUAUGGAAAUGUACAAUGUACUAUGUACAACGAGUACCGGUCACAAAAUGAAAUAGAAUGUUCGUGACCGACUCAAAUGUCCUGUUAUUUUCUAUGUUAUUAGUUUACAUCUUGCACCAAUAUCUAUAUUUUUAGAUUUAUACGAGAGUUAAGCAUGUUUGUAAAUUAUAUUAAGAACUACGAAAUAAAAAAUAUAAAAAAUA
Osmia bicornis bicornis is the source of this 8541-nucleotide messenger RNA. Its product is annotated as protein bowel-like. The record is from RefSeq and is a predicted model, not a curated record. Gene Ontology annotation, molecular function: DNA-binding transcription factor activity, RNA polymerase II-specific; RNA polymerase II transcription regulatory region sequence-specific DNA binding. Lineage: Eukaryota; Metazoa; Arthropoda; Insecta; Hymenoptera; Megachilidae. Bases 3825 to 5507 code for a protein of 560 amino acids. Gene Ontology annotation, biological process: embryo development; embryonic hindgut morphogenesis; regulation of transcription by RNA polymerase II. The transcript has 3 exons. Gene Ontology annotation, cellular component: nucleus.